Messenger RNA from Habropoda laboriosa, 3017 nucleotides. RefSeq lists its product as uncharacterized. The coding region runs from base 484 to 2283 and encodes 599 amino acids. NCBI's taxonomy places the organism in Eukaryota, Metazoa, Arthropoda, Insecta, Hymenoptera, Apidae. Gene Ontology annotation, biological process: protein peptidyl-prolyl isomerization. The transcript is spliced from 4 exons. Gene Ontology annotation, molecular function: peptidyl-prolyl cis-trans isomerase activity; zinc ion binding. The record is from RefSeq and is a predicted model, not a curated record.
GAUACGGGACGAGGAGAGGAGAGCAACAGCGUAAGCGACUAGCGCGCGCUGUGGUGUGUGUCGGUCGGUCGGUCGGUCGGUCGUCGCCGCCAUGCUAGUGGUUAGUUUAGUGAACCAAACAUCAUGAUGUGGCAAAACGUUCGCACGAGCUAAGACUGAAAUAACGCCGCGUUACCGGCGCGCCGUCGUUAUGUUAUCCAUAAUAACUCACGACGUUCGAUAAGCGUAAACACGUAACGUGAAAAGUACAAAAUAGCUUGGUAAAAGCUCUAAGGCAACAGCGGCGACGAAACUGUCGAGGUGCUCGAUUCUUGCGUGCAGAACCGCACAACACUACGUCAAUCCCGAUGUAAAUUAAAGUCAAAUCAUACAUCUGAGCAAACGUUACGGAAUAAUCAUCGUCACGGUACACGCUAGGAGUGACGAGUGCCAACGAUCAGCCUCCAUCGCGCGGCAAGGAGACGAUCACGAAUCGUAUACACGAUGCUGGAUCCAAGUGUAUUAACGGAUUUAGAGGAACUGACGCUUUGCAGUUAUUGCAAGCAGAAGUAUAACGACGCGGAACAAUGCCCAAAAUAUCUUAGUUGCAAGCAUUACUUUUGUCUGCGUUGCAUAGAGAAUAAUUUCUUAAAGGGACGUGAGUUGUUUUGCGCGCACUGUUGGAAGAGGACAGACCUGGGUGAUCAAGGACCAGACGCUCUACCGACGCAUUCUUCUCUCCUUGUACUAACGAACAAUCUGUCUCACUUAAAAAUUACCACGAACAACACAUCUGGAAAGACGAACGACAAGGAGAGAAAGAGUGAGAAUUGUCACACGCACGGAAUGCCUCUGGCAUUAUGGUGUGCAACAUGCUGCACAGCACUUUGUAGAGCAUGUGCCACUCCACAGGAACAUCCAGGUCACCAGAUAAAAUCGCAAACUGAUGCCAAAGAACAGCUCAUAUCCGACGUUCAAUUGGAGUUAGUUGCUAUGGGAAAGUUAUCGACCGAGAUUCAAAGACUGGCUAUGCAACAACGAGAAUUUUUAAUAAAAGUGUUGGAAGCUUGUGUAACGUUGAAAACGCACGUCGAGACUGAUCUUCAGAAUGGCUGGAGUCAUUUUCCCGAGAUAACGGACGCACGGGAAACACUUGGGAAAGCGAAAGCUAGUCUGCAGAUGAUCGACAGUCCUAGCGAUGUAUACAGUUUGCAUUCACAACUCAUAAUAGAGAAACAAAGAUUGCAAUCGAAGUAUCAAGAAAUGAUGUUGCAGUGCCAGCUCGACGAUUUAAUUGGGAACUCGGGUGUGGUGUUUGAUUUUGCAUUACUAAAACAAGCGUUAGCUGGAAUCCACACGGGGGAACCGAUCGUUUCUCAAGGGACGAGUAACGGUGGUCGAUUGCCCAAUCAUUUGGCGGCUUCUCAAAACCCGAUAUUGUUCCUUGCAAAUUAUUGCAUGUCACAGCUGUAUUCGAGACAUGUAGUUAGUAAACAACAUCUGCAAAACGGUUCUAUUGAGUACCAUUCGAGCAUGAUGCAGCCGCAACCAGCUCCACCGGGCUCCGUUCAUGUACAUCAAGGUCCACCGCCGCCGGGAACCCCGCAGCAACUUCUCAUUCCACCUGGUUCGCCGUCCGUUAAACCCGUUCCGCCCGCACCUCCGAACGCGAUGCUACAUCCUCAACAACAAUCGACAUUUAUACCGGAAGGAGUCGGUACUGGUGGCGGAAGUUUGGUAACCGUCCACUCGUCCUCUCAACCGCCGUCCAGCGGAAUAGCAGCAUCCCUUCGGGGACCUUCGAAUCCUUAUCCUCUAUAUUAUUUCAAUAUCGAAGUGAACGGAUCUCCACAUGGCCGUAUCGUGAUAGAAGUGAAGCCAGAUGCAGCGCCGAAAAUGGCCAAAAAUUUUAAUGUACUUGCAACCGGUGAAGUUGGAGUCGGUUACAAGGGUUGCACUAUAUUUCAGUGUUGGGAGGGUGAAUCCGUAAUCACUGGUGAUUUCGAAUUGAACAAUGGUCGCGGAGGAAGAAGCAUAUUUGGGGAUGGAUAUUUUAUGCCGGAUGACACGAAAUUUCCUGCAGUAAGAGGAGCAGUCGGAAUGCGGAGAACGCAAAAACGGCACGAUAAUCUCGGUAUGGUGGGUUCACAGUUUCGUAUAAUACUGCAAGAGAUGCGCGGAUUCACCGGAAUUUUUGGCCACGUUGUCGAAGGUUUAGAAUUAGUUGAGAAGAUAUCUACAUUUGGCGAUCAAACGGGCAAGCCUACGAAGAAUAUUCUAAUUACGAAAUGCGGUAAAUUGUAACGACAACACUAUUGCGGUUAGUAUACCGAAGGGUAAUCAAGUAUUACCCGUAUACUUCACGUUUUCCCGUUCUAGACAACUAAAAAAAAGUUUUACUAGUUCGCGACGGUAUCUCUAACGCGUUCGAUAUAGGGGAAUGGGGUGUUUCGUUAAACAAGAAAUCACGUAUAUAUAAUAUUUGACGAUAAAUGAUAUUAUUAUAUGUUGAGAGAUACCAUCACGACCAUAUAGCUCCAUGAAUCGCGAUGCUCCGUAUGAGUCACACAAUUUAAUUAACUAUUAACAAUAGAAUUCUAAAGAUGUUGAAUCUAUUUUUAAACGUGGACGCAUAAGAGAAGAAAGAAGAAAUAAAGAUCCAUAUUUUACUAUUGAUUGGGAAUCAAUAAGAUUCUGUAUCUACAAUAACGACGAUGAUCGAUAAUACGUACCUCAUAAUCGAUCGUGAUAUCGAUACGACUUCUAGCUGUACAUUUGUUUUAGAAAAAGUUCGGCGUUUAUUUUGGCUAUUGGCAUAUUGCUACGUAUAGUUGAUAUAGAGGGGAUCGCACGGGAUUUAAGAAGUGCCGUGGUUAACGGUAUCGCCCUACGGGGGGUUGUUAAUGUGUUAGGUCUUAGAUAGUAAAAACAAAAACAAGAAAAAAAAAACGUGUAGAUGAGGAAUAAGUACGGAAAGUGGGGCAAACUUGUAUGUAUGUAUAUAUACAUACAUUCAUAUAUUUGUAAAAAAAAAGCAA